Messenger RNA from Suillus discolor, 611 nucleotides. RefSeq lists its product as uncharacterized. Bases 57 to 611 code for a protein of 184 amino acids. Lineage: Eukaryota; Fungi; Basidiomycota; Agaricomycetes; Boletales; Suillaceae. The transcript has 3 exons. The record is from RefSeq and is a predicted model, not a curated record.
AUAGUGGCCUGGAUCAUGAACUCGUGAGUGACACACUCUCUGGCUCGGACAGGCUGAUGAUGAUUCGAAGGUGCGACUCAAUCAACCUUGAUGGCACGCAGAAGCCAUUGAACGAAGAGCGAGGGACAUAUGGGCAUGCCCAAAAGAUGCGUGCCUCUAUGACAUAUGUGUUUGGUAGGCUCCAGGGGCUUGGAAAUAUGUGGUGGCACGAGUCGGAUGUUGGAGGUGGUGUCAUGGUUGGCAAUCCCUCCAUAUCAACGGAGGUGUCCUCCUUCAUGUGCUCGCUCCAAUGUCGCAAGGUCAAGGCUGGCGAAGUGGCAACUAGUGCCCGUGCCAUAACAACGGACAUUCUGUUCAAACUUUACCACCACAACCACCUCGAUGAAAACUGGGCUAUUCAGCCUUACCAGCCUGGCGAGUGCCUCAACUCACACCACUGGGGCGGCGGCUGUGCUCGGAGGCUGCUGCAGGCCGCAUACACCAUAGCAUUUGUGUGCAUGCUGCGCUUCGAUGAAGUCCUCAAGAUCCAGGUGCACGACUUUGGAGUGUUCGAGAAGGGAGUGACACUACACCUUCCUUUCCGCAAGACACAUCAGAAUGGAGGUGUGUGA